CCCCUUAGACUCAGCGAACUCAACUCGACAAACCGGAACUAACGCCUGGGUCGCGGAAGCUCUUCCGUGUCACUCUCGUUCGGCUCCCUAUUGCGGGGUUGCUGUGGCAACGCAGAGGCCUAGCUAAUCCUGAGCCGCCCGAGUAAACUGUAGGGAGUACAGAUUACUGUGACAGGACUGUAUUUCUGCCAGUUGAAGAAUGACUGAGCCCAAAUUCCGGGAGGUGUUGCCUAAGCAAGGAAUGUUAGCAGUUGAAGAUGUGACUACUAUGGUAUUGUGCAAGCCCAAGCUGCUACCUUUAAAAUCAGUUACACUGGAAAAGCUUGAGAAGAUGCAGCGAGAAGCACAGGAAACAAUUCGGCAGCAGGAGCUCACCCAGCAGAGUUCCAAAUCAACAGAGUAAUAGGGAAAACAGAAGGAAUGUAUGAAUACAGUGUUCACUGUUACUGUAGAUUGUUGUUUGCUGAUUGUACAGCAACCCUGUAAAUAUAUUUUGAAUUAUGUUCAUUAAAAAUGGCACUAACAGAAGA
Molecule: messenger RNA, 530 nt
Organism: Sceloporus undulatus (fence lizard)
Lineage: Eukaryota; Metazoa; Chordata; Lepidosauria; Squamata; Phrynosomatidae
Gene: BBIP1
Product: BBSome interacting protein 1
Exons: 3
Coding region: 200-403 (67 amino acids)
Biological process (GO): cilium assembly; receptor localization to non-motile cilium
Cellular component (GO): BBSome
Source: RefSeq, a predicted model, not a curated record